Messenger RNA from Miscanthus lutarioriparius, 1275 nucleotides. The record is from the annotation of a GenBank genome assembly. NCBI's taxonomy places the organism in Eukaryota, Viridiplantae, Streptophyta, Magnoliopsida, Poales, Poaceae.
AUGGCUUAUGAUACACUAAUCCAUAUUUACAUGUGCUGCACUGCCGAAGUAUCAGGGGAAAACGCGGAAAUUAUGGAAAUCAGCUUAUUGCAUGAUGAAUCCAAUGCAGGAACCACCAGUUUGCUACCACUGCCAUUGUUAUCAUAUGGACCAAGAUCAAUGGUUCCAAUACAAGUACCAUCGUCAUCAGACCUUGAGAGUAUCCUGUCACCAGAUCCAAUCUACAGUGAUCUUCAGUUGAAAGAGAUAAACUACAAUGCUGCAGCAAUGGAUGAAAGCACUGAGUUCCUUCACCUGAUUCUUAGUGGCAAUGAUGAAGGAUACAAUACCACAACUGAAUUACAAGUUUGGGAUGUUCUGGAUUUCUAUGUCUCAGAAAACUUUUCUGCUCUCCAAUUUGAUAGUUUGAUGGGUUUUACAAAUGAAGUUAGUACUUCCUACAAUGAUUGUAUGAAUUUAGUUGACAUGGUAGAGCGGCCCGUGGCUCGUCUGUCUCUAGAUGAUACACCAAAACCAAGUAACAGUGACGAUGCGGUUCCGGCAGACAAUGUCACAAUGGACCCUGAUGAAACAUCCUUAUACCUUCAGACAAAACCAACAGAUUCAGAAACAGAAAGUAGUUCUGUCGCAGGAGAUGUUGAAACUGAAUAUCUAGAUCAAAAGCUACUUUCUAGAUGUCUGCCUGAUUUAAUGGAUGUUGACUCGCCCAACCGCUUACUGAAAACACCAUUGAGAACAAAACAUGUGACUCUUGUGCUUGAUUUGGACGAGACUCUUGUACAUUCAACACUGGAUCAAUGCGACAAUGCUGAUUUUACCCUAGAAGUUUUCUUUAAUAUGAAAAAUCACACAGUGUAUGUGAGAAAAAGGCCUUACCUGAAAAUGUUUCUUGAGAAGGUUGCUCAGCUGUUUGAGGUUGUCAUUUUCACAGCUAGUCAGAGAAUCUAUGCGGAGCAACUUAUAGAUAAACUUGAUCCUGAUGGAAAAUAUAUCUCGCGGCGUAUUUAUCGUGAAUCUUGUAUAUUCUCUGACGGUUGCUAUACAAAGGACCUGACAAUUCUGGGGAUCGACUUGGCAAAAGUUGCAAUAGUUGACAAUACUCCACAGGUUUUCCAGUUGCAAGUGGACAACGGCAUACCAAUUAAGAGCUGGUUUGAUGACCCCUCAGAUCAGGAAUUGAUCGAUUUACUCCCAUUCCUGGAGAGCCUCGUGGAUUCAGAGGACGUGAGGCCAAUAAUUUCAAAGACCUUUCAUGACAAACUUGAGCAGAAUUAG